Piliocolobus tephrosceles (Ugandan red Colobus) is the source of this 2770-nucleotide messenger RNA. RefSeq names its product sorting nexin 27 (gene SNX27). Gene Ontology annotation, molecular function: protein binding; phosphatidylinositol-3-phosphate binding. NCBI's taxonomy places the organism in Eukaryota, Metazoa, Chordata, Mammalia, Primates, Cercopithecidae. Gene Ontology annotation, biological process: endocytic recycling; signal transduction; intracellular protein transport. Gene Ontology annotation, cellular component: early endosome. The record is from RefSeq and is a predicted model, not a curated record. Bases 204 to 1790 code for a protein of 528 amino acids. The transcript has 12 exons.
GGCCCCACGGUGCCCAAUUGUCCGCUUUUCCCCCGCCCCCUGCCUCCUCUUCACCCCCAACCAGCAGCUCGUUGGCCGAGUCGGUCCCGCGCCGGCGGAUCGGGCGCGCGCGUCGGGGGUCGUGCGGCUGCCGGGCAGGGCGAGCACGCGCCGCGAGGCCUUGGAGGCGUAGGGGGCGGGGGUACUGCUCGCCUGCUCGCAAGAUGGCGGACGAGGACGGGGAAGGGAUUCACCCCUCGGCCCCUCACAGGAACGGAGGUGGCGGCGGCGGCGGGGGGUCUGGGCUCCACUGCGCCGGGAACGGCGGCGGGGGAGGCGGCGGCCCGCGGGUCGUGCGCAUCGUCAAGUCCGAGUCCGGCUACGGCUUCAACGUGCGGGGCCAAGUGAGCGAGGGCGGGCAACUGCGGAGCAUCAACGGGGAGCUGUACGCGCCGCUGCAGCAUGUGAGCGCCGUGCUGCCCGGGGGGGCGGCCGAUCGGGCCGGGGUGCGCAAGGGGGACCGCAUCCUGGAGGUGAACCACGUGAAUGUUGAGGGGGCGACACACAAGCAGGUGGUGGACCUGAUUCGAGCAGGCGAGAAGGAAUUGAUCUUGACAGUGUUAUCUGUACCUCCUCAUGAGGCAGAUAACCUAGAUCCCAGUGACGACUCGUUGGGACAAUCAUUUUAUGAUUACACAGAAAAGCAAGCAGUGCCCAUAUCGGUCCCCAGAUACAAACAUGUGGAGCAGAAUGGUGAGAAGUUUGUGGUAUAUAACGUUUACAUGGCAGGGAGGCAGCUGUGUUCUAAGCGGUACCGGGAAUUUGCUAUCCUGCACCAGAACCUGAAGAGAGAGUUUGCCAACUUUACAUUUCCCCGACUCCCAGGGAAGUGGCCAUUUUCAUUAUCAGAACAACAAUUAGAUGCCCGACGUCGGGGACUGGAAGAAUAUCUAGAAAAAGUGUGUUCAAUACGAGUAAUUGGUGAGAGUGACAUCAUGCAGGAAUUCCUGUCAGAAUCCGAUGAGAACUACAAUGGUGUGUCUGACGUAGAGCUGAGAGUAGCAUUACCAGAUGGAACAACGGUUACAGUCAGGGUUAAAAAGAACAGUACUACAGACCAAGUAUAUCAGGCUAUUGCAGCAAAGGUUGGCAUGGACAGUACGACAGUGAAUUACUUUGCCUUAUUUGAAGUGAUCAAUCACUCCUUUGUACGUAAAUUGGCACCUAAUGAGUUUCCUCACAAACUCUACAUUCAGAAUUAUACAUCAGCUGUGCCAGGCACCUGCUUGACCAUUCGAAAGUGGCUUUUUACAACAGAAGAAGAAAUCCUCUUAAAUGACAAUGACCUUGCUGUUACCUACUUCUUUCAUCAGGCAGUCGAUGAUGUGAAGAAAGGUUACAUCAAAGCAGAAGAAAAGUCCUACCAAUUACAGAAGCUAUACGAACAAAGAAAAAUGGUCAUGUACCUCAACAUGCUAAGGACUUGUGAGGGCUACAAUGAAAUCAUCUUUCCCCACUGUGCCUGUGACUCCAGGAGGAAGGGGCACGUUAUCACAGCCAUCAGCAUCACGCACUUUAAACUGCAUGCCUGCACUGAAGAAGGACAGCUGGAGAACCAGGUAAUUGCAUUUGAAUGGGAUGAGAUGCAGCGAUGGGACACAGAUGAAGAAGGGAUGGCCUUCUGUUUCGAAUAUGCACGAGGAGAGAAGAAGCCCCGAUGGGUUAAAAUCUUCACGCCAUAUUUCAAUUACAUGCAUGAGUGCUUCGAGAGGGUGUUCUGCGAGCUCAAGUGGAGAAAAGAGGAAUAUUAGUUAGAGACUGAUUAUCUCAUGUGAGCCAGGACAUUCUUCCAGCAAGGUUGGCCUCUGGAUGGUGAACGGGUUGUGCAUAAAAGCCCUGCUUCUUCCCUUGUCUAGAGGGUGGACAUUGGCUACAGGCUCUUCCAUCUCUCAUGACUUCAUGGACCCUCCUCUGCCAGUUUUUUAAAUCAGAUCACCCUCCAUGUUGUUCCUGACCCGCAGGGGAAGCUGUCCUCAGUUGUAGCCGUCUGACUGGAUGAGUCCUGGCAGUCUUUCUAGGCGAACCAAGAAUGUGUGUGUGUGAGGGAAGGUGUUUGCUGUUGCUUUACUGCUGUCUGUAUGUGCCAGUGCUGGAACAGAAUUUGGAAGAUUCUGAAUAAUUAGCUACUUAUUCUCAAAGAAAAUCUUUGAAAGAAUCAGGAGGUCAAGUCAAUAACAUGAAAAUGUAUAUUCUUAGUGCGUGCAGUAGAAAGAACAUUGGGCUCUGGGAAUUUUAUCUGGGUUUUCUCCUGGCUUUUUUUUCCUCUGUGUAAUUUUGGGUAAAUCAGCCUCCCUAGCUCUCAGUUUUCUCUUCUGUGAAACAGGAAGACUAAACCACGUAAUUAAUAUCCAAGGUCCCUUCCGGCUCUAAAAGGCUAUGAUUCUAGAUGAGAAGUUACAUCAGGAGAGAUGCGGCCAAUCAGAUUGAGUCAUCCAGGCGUACCUUUUUAGCUUCUGUUUGAGGAGUUGUCUCCAGAUAAGAGGAGAUGUGGCUUCCCAGUAACUCUUUUUUUUUUUUUCCUUUCAGAACAUUUUCCAGAUGGCGAGGUCACAGCAGAGAGAUGUGGCCACCUAGCCUUUCCUUAUCCCCUUCCCUUCCUUUCACCCCCAUCCUCUUACUCCUUUCAUGUCCCAUUUCAGACAGAGUAACCAUUAACACAAAAGAAGAGAAAGAGUUAAAGUCAUUAUAUUCAAAAGCCCUAAACUAAAUAUUAUUAAUAACCCCCUCUGAA